CAUCAAGUUAUUAUAGUUUAGUGACAGUAGCAAUACCUCACAUUCCACUAUUUCUUGGUGAUGUUAUUAAUCAAAUCCAAUUUACUAAAAUUCGAGGAUGCAUUGUGGCUGAAGAAGCUUUACCAAUAAUACUUUCAGCUGCAUCAUCUUGUCCUAGUUUGAAAUAUUUAAUAAUCGCUGGGAAAGGUGAAGUAAGUGAAGAAUAUCAUGAACGAAUAAAUUCUUUGGGAUUAAUAGUAUCUACCUUUGAAGAGAUUGAAGAGAUCGGAAAACAAUCAAAGAUCGAACACGUUAUUGCUG
Messenger RNA from Dentiscutata erythropus, 300 nucleotides. NCBI's taxonomy places the organism in Eukaryota, Fungi, Glomeromycota, Glomeromycetes, Diversisporales, Gigasporaceae. The record is from the annotation of a GenBank genome assembly.